CAGACAAUGACAGCCCAGUCCCGGUAGGAAGAGAAUCACAGAUGUCACGGCGGACCCGCGGUUCUGCUGUGUGAGUCAGGGCUGGAAGAGACCCAGACUCGCGGUGUUUAUUACAGCGGGCAGCCCGAGUAUGUCGGCCGCGGCUCGGUUAGCUGCAGUCGGCGGGCCGGUGUCGACCCUGUCGCGGUUCCGCGGCGCGCUGGUGGCGGCUGUACUGGGGGAUUGUAUCGGGGGAGAGUUUGAAGGAGCGGAGGAUGUUCCUCUGGACCGGGUCCUGCAGCACCUCAGCGGGGUGGAGGACGAGUCCCGGGGGGACGGUAUACUACAGUACAGUGAUGAUACGGCUAUGAUGCGCUGUGUGGCUGAUUCACUGCUGACCCGGGUGGGGUUUGAUGAGCAGGACAUGGCUCGCAGUUUUGCGAAGGAGUACAGUCUCGCCCCGGGCCGGGGCUAUGGGUCAGGGGUCAUUCAGGUGUUGCGGAAGCUCGCGUCUCCUCAGCUCAGCGACGUGUUUCAGCCGGCUCGGGCUCAGUUCGGAGGACGUGGAUCAUUUGGGAAUGGUGGAGCAAUGAGAGUGGCACCUUUCGCCCUCGCCUUCAGAAGCGCAGCUGAAGUGCGGAAAUACUCCAGGCUCGGUGCGAUGCUCACACACUCCUGCUCUUUGGGCUACAACGGCGCCGUGCUGCAGGGUCUCGCUGUCCACCUGUCUCUGCAGGGCGUCCUGUCCCUGCCACAGGAAUUCAUCAACAGACUCAUCUCUGAGAUGGAGGUCGUGGAAAAAGAGGAUUCGGCCCAGCGUGACGCUAAAGCGCUGAAUUUAGCAGAGUUUCCGUACUGCGCACGAUUACACCGAGUGAAGGAGCUGAUAGAGAGGAGCAGCGUGAGCGUUGAAGAGGUCAUAUCCGAACUUGGAAAUGGCAUUGCAGCACUGCAGUCAGUCCCCACAGCUAUCUUCUGCGUUCUGCACUGUCUGGAGCCUCGGGAGGGCCUGCCCGAGCGCUACGGUGGCCUGGAGAGGACAAUAGCCUACAGCUUGGCCCUGGGAGGAGACACCGACACCAUCGCCUGCAUGGCGGGCGCCAUUGCCGGGGCACACUACGGCAUCGAGGCGGUUCCCCGGAGCUGGCAGAUGAGCUGCGAGGGGGUGGAGGAGGCCGAUCACCUGGCGAAGCGUUUUUAUAAACUGUACCAGUCCCAGUCCUCAGGAGACGCAGUUACCAUGAGCGACAGCAACCAGCCCCAAUCACACGCCAGCAACCAGCACCCCACACACACCAACUGACCCCCCGUCAGAGAUCCGGCACAGAGGGUCUCCCUCUCUCAUAAAGCUCAAUCAUCGUGGAUUAUGAUUAUGUCUCUGUUGUUUAAAAAGGUUUACAAUAAAAGAAUAAAAGCACUUCCAGUGGUAAACUGGCAAACUG
Messenger RNA from Astyanax mexicanus (Mexican tetra), 1421 nucleotides. It is a transcript of the gene adprs, whose product is annotated as ADP-ribosylserine hydrolase. Gene Ontology annotation, cellular component: nucleus; mitochondrion. The transcript is spliced from 6 exons. Lineage: Eukaryota; Metazoa; Chordata; Actinopteri; Characiformes; Acestrorhamphidae. The record is from RefSeq and is a predicted model, not a curated record. The coding region runs from base 131 to 1282 and encodes 383 amino acids.